AUGCCUGCAGUGAUCCCAGCAAUGGAUGAAGGCCAAGUUAUCAACAAAGCUCCAGGGUUUGAAGGUUCAAUCUAUGAUUCUUGGAAAACUAGAAUAGAAGCCUUCUCAAUGUCUCAAUCAUAUUACGUUUGGCAUGCUACUGUAAAUGGUGUUGUGACUCUUGAUCCUGAUAACCCCUCUGUUAAAGAUAAAAAGGUUGUGGCUAAUGAUAGCAAGGCCAAACAUGUUCUCUUCUGUGCUUUAAGGCAACAAGAGUUUACCAGAUUUAAAAGUUGUAAAACAACCAAGGAAAUGUGGGAUUCUCUUCAGGUAGCUCAUGAAGGAAAUAAGGUUAUUAAGGAAAACAAGAUACAGCUACAAAAAGUUCAAUAUGAGGUGUGUAAGAUAGAAGAUAGAGAAACUAUUGCUGAGUACAUGUUUAGAAUCAAUAACCUUGUUAAGAAUAUGAGAGCACUUGGUGAAGAUAUUAAGGAUGUUGAUGUUUGUAAGAAGAUAUUAAGGUCACUUACCUCUAGAUUCAAUCCUAAAGUGACAAUUCUCGAAGACAAAGAUCUUUCUAAAGUGAAGAUUGACGAGUUUCAGGCCUCUCUCACUGCCUAUGAAAUGAGAAUUGGUGUUCCAGCUAUUCAUAAAAGAGAAGCUGCUCUUAAAACAAAGGAAGUUGUUGAAAAAACUGAAGCAAAGUCUGAAGAUGAUUUGGAAGAAGAUGAGGUUGCCUAUCUUGCUAAGAAAUUCAGAACGUUCAGGUUUAAAAAGAAGAAUAAGCUACAAAAUUUAACUUGCUAUGGUUGUGGUAAACCUAGUCAUGUUACAUUUAAGUGUCCGAACACAAAGGGGCAGAUUCAGAAGAAGAAUGAGGGAGGAAACUACAAAAGAAGGUUUGGCAGAAAAGCAAUUAUCUCAGACUGGGAUGCGGCUCCUGAAAAAGAAAAACUUGAGGAGACACAAGAAGAUGAAUUUGAAGAAGAUAGUGACACUGAGAUUGAAGAAAUUCUUAAAGAGUGUGAAAGGCUUACAUGGUCUACCAAGAAGUUUAAAGAAGAACUGCCUCUCAUUCUAGAAGAAAGAUCCCUAAAAGUGGCUGAGAUCUGGAAGCAAUCCACAAAGCAAAUUGGGAAGACUGGAAUUGGCUAUGUGUGUGAUUCAGCCACAAAAGUCAAUCAAACUCACUUUGUAUUUGUCAAAGCCAUAAUUGUUGAAGUGUAUGCAAGGUUUCCUAUCAUAAAGCCUCGGAGGUUCAAGGAUGAGUUACUUAAUAACACCUGCAAUGCUCUAAACUUUAGCAAGAGAGACUUUAUUACCAUAGCUAUAAAGAACUUCAAGAUAACUAGAUUGUAUGUCAAGAAGUUUGACUUAGCUUCAGCUCAGAAGGUCAAUAACAAAGGAUCAUUGGUGAAGACUAAAAUGAUGUGGAUUCAUAAGAAGCUAAACUCUGUGAGUCUUCUUGUGUAUACCGACUUUAAAACUUGCAAUACUCAAGACAUAUGGCAUGUUGAUAGUGGCUGCUCAAGACGCAUAACAGGUGAUGGUUCCAAAUUUAAUUUGUUGAAGCAGUUUGAUGGUGGAAAUGUUAUCUUUGGAGAUAAUCAAAGAGCUAAGAUUGUUAGAAUUGGUACUAUGAGUAAGUCUAAAGAGUUGCCCGAAAUCCCCGAAGUUCUAUUGGAUGAAGGACUCAAGCAUAAUCUCCUCAGUGUUAGUCAAUUGUGGACAGUGGGAAUGAGAAGUAGCACUGUGAAGAGACUUAGGUAUGAUUUUGGCUCAGAAUUCAUCAUGAAGGAGUUUAAGCACUACUGUGAUGAUAAAGGUAUCAAGAAAGAGUUCUUAGCUGUUGCUACUCCUUAG
Messenger RNA from Cornus florida, 1842 nucleotides. RefSeq lists its product as uncharacterized. The record is from RefSeq and is a predicted model, not a curated record. The transcript is spliced from 4 exons. Gene Ontology annotation, molecular function: nucleic acid binding; zinc ion binding. Lineage: Eukaryota; Viridiplantae; Streptophyta; Magnoliopsida; Cornales; Cornaceae. Bases 1 to 1842 code for a protein of 613 amino acids.